AUGAGCACCACGGUCCACCCCGAAGACCUGCCCGUCCCGGGCAGGGACUCGUAUUUUUGGCUUGGAGAGAUGAACAAGGCAAGCGCUGUCAUCAACUCAGAUGAAGGUCUGCUGGACCCUGAAGUAGCUCGUCGCAUUGCUCGGGGCCUUAACAAACUACUGGAGUCCGGGAAAAAAGAAAACGCACCACGCCCAUCUCUCGUCAUUACAUUCGAGCCAUUGCUCAUUGAGGCUGCGGGAAUCGAAGCAACCCUUCUUCACGCCGGACGUUCAAGUCAAGAUAUGCUCACAACUGCAUCGACUGCCAUCCUUCGCGACGCCGUUCUGAAGCUGGCUUCACAACUCUGCACGACCACGGCCCGUUUGCUUGAUUUGGCAGAAACCCAUAGCUCAACACUUGUGCCGAAUUACACCAACGGUGUCGCAGCGCAGCCUAAUUCUUAUGGCCACUAUCUACUGGGGCACAUAGCCGGCCUCCAUAGGGAUGCAGAACGCCUCCAGCAGUUCUACGUCAGACUUGACAGAUGCGCGAUGGGUACCACCGUCCUCAACGGAACAAGCUGGCCACUGAACCGCCAGCGUAUGGCGAAGUUUCUUGGUUUUGCCGCCAUCGUCGACAACGCUUAUGACGCAGCUCAGAUAUCUGCGGCAGAGCUCCCUGUGGAGAUUGGUUCCAUCGCUUCACAGAUCGCUCUCCAUGCGGGAUCUUACAUUCAGGAUGUCAUGGUACAAUACGCUCAACCAAAGCCUUGGAUCCUUCUUCAAGAGGGCGGAGAAAACACUUAUGUCUCUAGUGCCAUGCCGCAAAAGCGGAAUCCAGGUCUUCUUAUCAGAACCCGAGCUGAAGCAUCGAGAGUUGUUACUUUGGGAGUCGGUCGAGCCAUUCAGGGCCAUAACCUUCCACCCGGCAUGUUUGACGCCAAAGGACUUGCGGACAACUUGGCAGUUAUCAACGGCGCGACUCAGGUGUUGGGUGACUGGCAUAGGAUUCUCAACGCUCUGGUCAUUGACGGUGAUCGCGCUCUCAAAGAGCUGGACUUGGACUGGACAGCUUCUCAGGAGCUAGCCGAUGUUCUGAUGCGCGAGCACAACGUUCCGUUCCGCGUCGGACACCAUUUUGCUUCGGAGGUUGUGAGAUACGCCAAAGCUGAAGAUUUAUAUCCAAGCAACUUCCCUUACACUGAAGCUGCGAAAAUAUUCUCAAAUGCACUAAGACACGCAGGGCUGGAUAGUGACGGCUAUGAAUUCAUGAGUGAGCAGGAGUUUCGAGGGGCUCUUGACCCAGCAUCCAUCAUCAAGCGGCGAGCUACAUCGGGUGGUCCGCAGCCCAAAGAGAUGGAACGUAUGAUAGAGAGCUCCAAACAUGCGCUGGAAGGUUUAGAGAAUUGGGUUCAGCAACGUCGCUCCAAUAUUGAAGAGGCACUUGGCGAACUAGAUGCAGCUUUCAAGGUUUUGCUUGAGUAG
This is a messenger RNA of Colletotrichum truncatum, 1464 nucleotides long. Its product is annotated as argininosuccinate lyase. NCBI's taxonomy places the organism in Eukaryota, Fungi, Ascomycota, Sordariomycetes, Glomerellales, Glomerellaceae. The record is from RefSeq and is a predicted model, not a curated record. Gene Ontology annotation, cellular component: cytosol. Gene Ontology annotation, molecular function: argininosuccinate lyase activity.